Molecule: messenger RNA, 517 nt
Organism: Lemur catta (Ring-tailed lemur)
Lineage: Eukaryota; Metazoa; Chordata; Mammalia; Primates; Lemuridae
Product: histone H2A type 1-H
Exons: 1
Coding region: 81-467 (128 amino acids)
Cellular component (GO): nucleosome
Molecular function (GO): structural constituent of chromatin; protein heterodimerization activity; DNA binding
Source: RefSeq, a predicted model, not a curated record
GCGCCCAGCAGAGGCUAUAAAAUUUGCGUUUUUCCACUUUCUUUUCAGUCUUUGCUGGCAACGACCACAGAUUCUCUAGUAUGUCUGGCCGUGGCAAACAGGGAGGCAAAGCUCGCGCCAAGGCGAAGACCCGUUCUUCUCGGGCCGGCCUUCAGUUUCCUGUAGGCCGAGUGCACCGACUCCUCCGCAAGGGCAACUAUGCCGAGCGGGUCGGAGCCGGCGCGCCAGUGUACCUGGCGGCGGUGCUGGAGUAUCUGACCGCCGAAAUCCUGGAGCUGGCAGGCAACGCGGCCCGGGACAACAAGAAGACUCGUAUCAUUCCUCGCCACCUGCAGCUGGCCAUCCGCAACGACGAGGAGCUCAACAAGCUGCUGGGCAAAGUCACCAUCGCUCAGGGCGGCGUUCUGCCCAACAUCCAGGCCGUGCUGUUGCCAAAGAAAACUGAGAGCCACCAUAAGGCCAAGUAACGACCACAUACGGAAUCGCCGAAAAACAAAGGCUCUUUUCAGAGCCACUU